GUAACUGGGACAAAGUGUCUUUUUUCGCUUUUUCAGUCUUUUUCGACCGCGCGCCUAGCACGAUUUUCGUACAGCGCAAAUUUCGUCCUGGGACAGAACAAAAGCGACAGAGCGCCAGAGAGCGCCCCCCAAAAAAACAACAACACAGCACAAGAACUUACUUUAUCGGACACAUUGUUUCCUCUUUCCUUUGCUUCAUUGGAACCAUCCUUGUGCAGACAGAACGGCAAUAAUCACCCGAGCGAUGAAUGAGGAGGAAUCAAAGAGGGUGUCGUUGCAGGUCACGUCACUUUCAACGAAGCUUCUAGAGUCGAUUGAGAAGCAGAACCAGCUAGAAGGCCAGAUCGGCCAGUUGGAGAAGGAGAACUCUCAGUUCAAGGAGAAGAGCGAGUCGCUAAAUAAGAAGUUGCAAGAGGUUCUGGUUGCCAGAAACCAGGCGGAGGAUGAGGUCUCAAACUUGUCCAAGGAGGUUGAGGAGCUAUCAAGCUCCUUGUUCGACGAGGCCAAUAAGAUGGUUAGUAACGCGAAGAGAGAGGCGCAUGAUUACCAGAUGCGCAAUAACAACUUGAUCUCACAGCUCAAAGAGAAGGACCUCAUGAUGGAGACCUUGCAGAAUCAACUCACACAGUUGAAAGAUGUGUUGUUAGAGAGAGAUUCUGCCGUGUCGACGACAGAUAACUCAUCUUCAAGUCUGACAAAUCAACAGGGCGAACAAGAGCACCAGCAGCAGCCACCACAGCAACAGCAACAGCCCAAACAGGUGUUGUAUUCACCAACGGUGAAUGCUGUUAGAUUCGACCUCAAACCGUUUAACGAUUUUAAGAUUUUCACCCGUUCUAUAAAGAACAGUGAAUCCAUAAAGAACACCGAAACGAAGUUCUUCAAGCGACUAUUGACAGAUGACGUUGAGCCGGCGUUGAGGUUGGACAACGCCCCUGGCAUUAGCUGGUUGAACAGGCGCUCGUUGAUGUCAUAUCUCAUCGAUGGUCGCGUCUCCAUCGAACCUGUGUCUGGGAUUAACGAAACUUAUAGAGUUAACUUCCAGCAGCACAAGAUCAACGACACAGACGUCAAGUCAAGCCUAUACGCAUACCCACCUCACAGUCCUCCUGUGGCUAUAAGCGAGCCAUGUGCUGUAUGUGGAGAAAAGAGGGACGACAUCUUGGAACACUCUAGACUCUACGUGCUCAAAGUGCACGGUAGAUCCGACUCUGCCUUGUCAUCGCUGGGCAGUACGUCCCCAAUGGCUUCAAACCAAUACCCAUUGUGCUCCUUCUGUUUGUUUAGAGUGAGAUGUGCAUGCGACUUAUUUGCAUUCUUGAGAUCUCUAAAGACCGACGUCUGGGAUCUCAGCGAUGAUGCCAUCAUGAAGAAAUCGUGGAUCGAGUUGUCACGUUUGAGGUCAAAGCUAUUCUGGUCAAAGAUUGGGAUUUGGGACUUGGAUGAUAACCUCGUGACAACGAGAAUCACUCCAAGCACGGGCGAUAACGUCUACACAACCAUGUCAAAUACCGUUGAGUCUGCAUGGAGAAACUCCAUGUAUUUCAACUCCUCAACGGAGUCGCUGGUUGAGAAGCCAAGUUAUGAACCCUCAUCCCCUUCGAACUACAAAUCGUCGCCGUUGAAGGAGACAGAGACUGCUCCAGCACCGCAGAACCCUGUGAGCUUUAUCCACAGCGAUAGCACAGAGGAGACGGUGUUGAAAGAAUCUACAGAGGACGGUGAGGAACCGUAUAACGAUAUCUUGAACAACUACUCUGGGGACGAGACUGAAGCUGAAACCUCUCAAAGAAUCGAGUCCCUCGGCGUGGAGGAUGCUCAACCGCAGGACGACUCCAACGAACUCACCGAGGAGGAUGCUCCUGACCAAGGCGAGCCCAAUAACAACGGCGAGCCCAAUAACAACGGCCACGCUAACGACUCUGCCAGUGAUGUGUUUGUCGAUGCCUAAGCGUCUUCCUCCUCCACCGUUUCCACCUAAUCAAAAGAGUGUGUGGGGCC
Molecule: messenger RNA, 2001 nt
Organism: Williopsis jadinii
Lineage: Eukaryota; Fungi; Ascomycota; Saccharomycetes; Phaffomycetales; Wickerhamomycetaceae
Product: guanine nucleotide exchange factor SEC2
Exons: 1
Coding region: 245-1951 (568 amino acids)
Biological process (GO): exocytosis
Cellular component (GO): cell tip; Golgi to plasma membrane transport vesicle
Molecular function (GO): guanyl-nucleotide exchange factor activity
Source: RefSeq, a predicted model, not a curated record